UAGUCGUGUUGACCCAUAAAAAUACCUGUGUUGUCUUGGGAGAACUAGUUUAUUUUGUCCAAAGCUUUUACUCUUCUUUUCACACGUACUUAACGGGAAAAAGUUAUAUCUACAGUGGAGUAAGCUUUUCACGAUUCGGAGUUCAUCGAAAAAGCAACAAUAGAGCAGUCGAAACGACAAGACCUCCCUUUCUUUCAAUAAGACUCGGAACCAAAAAUAAGUCGAAGACAAAUAAGAAAUGAGGCGACGUCGAGCAAGUUUUUCUAAUCAAAAUGUGAAAAACGUCCGCAUUGUCAUAUUUGGGAAAGACGGUGUCGGGAAGUCAGCACUGACGGUCAGAUUCAUCACGAGGCGAUUCAUCGGCGAGUAUGAUCCAUGCUUAGAAGCUUCGUACCGUCACCAUUUGACAGUUCACGGUCAGUAUAUCGCGAUGGAUGUGGUAGACACGGCAGGCAAGAAUACACCGGAUAAAGUUGACGCUUUAUUAGAAGCAGCAAAUAUCGUUUAUUUACUGUACUCAGUCACAGACAGGGCCUCAUUCGAGGAAGCAGCGUGGCUAGCUAGGCGUAUACAGCAGAAUAAGUCUUCAGCCCCGGGCUUUGUUACGAUAGUUGUAGCGACUAACAAGGACCUGAAGCACCUUAGCCAAGUGUUAGAAUACGAGGGGCGCUUUCUUGCGCAGGAACUGGACGGUCUAUUCGUGCAGGUCUCGAUAUCUGAGGGCUACGUGGAGGUACAGGAGUUACUGGAGGAAGGGAUCAAGACCUGGCUGCAGAGGGAUGUGGAGAGGGCCAGGGGCUCCGCCCUUGAUAGGGUAAGGGAGGGGCUGAGGGGAAGGGCCAAGUCAUUCAAGAAAAGAUCAUCGGUAGAUUAUCUGUUUGAUUUACGAAAAGCACAGUCCACGACUUUAUAGCAAGCUUUAUAAAAGACAUCGUCUGAUACCAGCAAAGGCACAUCAAUUUUAAAACAUAAUCCAUGGGGUAUUGAUAUUUUCUGGAAUCCCACAUUAGAAUGUAAGAGCGCUAGUAAACCGAUUUACGUUACUCAUUAACAAAUGUCUAAUAUAUAACAUGACUUGCCCUCAAUCUGAGUUGUUGUUUAGUCAAACGUAAUAUUAUAUGUAAAAUUGCGUAUAUAGACACAGUAACUACAGCUUAUUUAGAACCAUUUAUUGAUAAAAUAUUGAUUUUAGUAUUUCAUGCCUUAAAGAAGGCAAAGUGUAACGUGAAAAUAUAAAAAUAAAAUAGAUAUAUCUAUUAAA
Molecule: messenger RNA, 1261 nt
Organism: Nematostella vectensis (starlet sea anemone)
Lineage: Eukaryota; Metazoa; Cnidaria; Anthozoa; Actiniaria; Edwardsiidae
Product: ras-related and estrogen-regulated growth inhibitor
Exons: 5
Coding region: 239-913 (224 amino acids)
Molecular function (GO): GTP binding; GTPase activity
Source: RefSeq, a predicted model, not a curated record